GGCGUCGCUGGCCAGACUCGUCCAAGGUCGCAGACGAUCUCGUCUGUCAGGGUCUUGCACCUAUUUAGCCUUUCGGCUGUCGCACUCGUACGAAAACGUACGCCUAGACGAAUUUCACCCACGAGCAUCGCGGUCCCAUUCUCUCCGUAGAAAAACCGUCAGGUUCAAUGUCUGCUCGAUUGUUACGCGACGCGUUCAACAUCGUGAAUUACCCCGGUGCGUUUCCUCUAGAGACCACCCUCCUCCCCCCCGCGUGACUCGACACCCAGUUCGUCGAUUGCUUGCCAAACGAGAGCGGAAAGAUUUAUCCGAAAUUAGCCAUCUUCUUGGUGCCAACGUCGUCGCUGGUAACCAGUCGCAGUCGUAGACAGCAGACGUUUCGCGGAUUAGGAACGCGUUAUUUUCGAGCCAGAUAUCUGGAGGCAAUGUUUACGACCGUCUGAGGAAGGCACCCAAGGCUUGUUGCUCCAUUGUCGCGAAAUUAUAAGAGUUGUUAAUUAAGAAUGCGCAAUGAUACGGCGAAUUUAUCAGUGGACCGCAAACCCGCGCGAGAAAGGGCAGGGUACGGAAAUGGAACCCCGCAAAACAAACUCUCACCUCCAGGAAAAAAUAUUCUUGAAGUACACGCUCCAAGACGCGGAGAAGGAUAAAGAGGAAACUGAGUGUAUGCUAGAAGAGAAUGGCAAACCAAUUGAGUUCGUGCCACCGCAAACGAAGGAGGACGACAAACCCGUGGCACCGGAACCGACGUUGCCACCAGUGCCUUACUUCAGACUGUUUCGAUUUGCAACAUGCGGGGAGCUGAUGCUGAUCGUCGGCGGCCUGAUCAUGGGAACUCUGACGGGCCUCUGCAUCCCCAUUUCGACGAUACAGUACGGAGAGUUCACCACUCUGCUGGUGGACCGCAACAUGGAUAACCAGACGAGCACACCCACCCUCAUACUGAAGUGGUUCGGAGGAGGGCUGGUCUUGGGUGCCAACGCCACGUACGAGGAAAGAAUGACCGCCCUGUACGACGACUCCGUAGCCUUUGGCGUGUCCUCGGCGGCUCUCUCCUGCUUCCAAUUCGUCUUCGCCGUGUUCACGGUUGAUUUCCUCAACAUCGCGGCCUCCAGACAAAUUGUCAGGGUGCGUCAAAUGUUCCUGCGAUCCGUACUCAGGCAGGACAUGACGUGGUACGACAUCAACACGUCCACCAACUUCGCCAGCAGGAUCACCGAGGAUCUGGACAAAAUGAAGGACGGAAUCGGCGAGAAGCUCGGUGUCUUCACGUACCUGAUGGUGUCCUUCAUUUCCUCCAUCAUCAUAUCGUUCGUUUACGGCUGGAAAUUAACGCUGGUGGUGCUGAGUUGCGCGCCAAUCAUAGUGAUCGCCACCGCGGUGGUGGCGAAGGUGCAGAGCUCCCUGACGGCCCAGGAAUUGUCCGCGUACGGACAGGCGGGAAGCGUCGCCGAGGAGGUGUUGGGCGCCAUCAGGACCGUGAUUGCGUUCAACGGGGAGCAGAAAGAGGUGGACAGAUACGCGGAGAAACUCGUGCCCGCGGAAAGGACAGGAAUAAAACGAGGAAUGUGGUCGGGAGUCGGCGGGGGCGUCAUGUGGUUCAUCAUCUACAUCAGCUACGCCAUAGCCUUCUGGUACGGCGUGCAGCUGAUCCUGGAGGACAGACCGAAGGACGUGAAGGAGUACACGCCCGCCGUGUUGGUAAUCGUGUUCUUCGGGGUUCUGGCCGGCGCACAGAACAUGGGUCUGACGUCGCCGCAUCUCGAGGCGUUCGCGGUCGCCCGCGGAUCCGCCGCCGCCAUUUUCCAAGUGCUGGAUCGCACCCCGGCGAUCGACAGUCUGAGCAGGGAGGGCCAAAGGCUUCCAUCCGUCAACGGCGAGAUCGAGUUCACGAACGUGCAUUUCCAAUAUCCCGCCAGAAAGGACGUGAAGGUGCUACAGGGUUUAAAUCUCAAGAUCAAUCACGGCGAGACGGUCGCCCUUGUCGGCGGAUCCGGCUGCGGGAAGUCCACCUGUCUGCAGCUCAUUCAACGCCUCUACGAUCCCUUCAAAGGACACGUGCUGCUGGAUGGCGUGGACAUAUCGAAGCUGAACGUUCAAUGGCUGCGUUCGCACAUAGGUGUGGUCGGCCAGGAGCCAGUGCUCUUUGACACAACGAUACGAGAGAAUAUCCGUUACGGAAAUGACAGCGUUACCGAGGAAGAGAUGAUCAAAGCGGCGAAGGAGGCGAACGCUCACGACUUCAUCAGCAAGCUGCCCGAGGGUUACGACAGUCCCGUGGGAGAGAGAGGAUCGCAGCUGUCCGGAGGGCAGAAGCAGAGGAUCGCCAUCGCGCGUGCCUUGGUCAGACGGCCGGCGAUACUCCUCCUCGACGAGGCCACUUCCGCGUUGGAUCUCCACAGCGAGGCGACCGUGCAAAGGGCCCUGGACGCGGCCUCCAAGGGCAGAACGACCAUCGUCGUCACUCACCGACUCUCCACCAUCACAAACGCCGACCGGAUAGUGUUUAUAAAGGAAGGACAGGUGGUCGAGCAGGGAACUCACGAGGAGCUACUCGCUCUCGGGAACCACUACUACGGGCUGGUCUCCGCCGACGCCAGUGCCACUGCUAGAGCGAAAGCGACAGCGUCGGCUGCGAAGACGGUGACGGCGGCCAUACCGAAGCAGAAACCGCCGCCAUUGAAGCGUCAGUUCUCCACGCUGUCGAUGCAUUCUCAUCGGUUAUCCCUGGCGGGCGCGUCGGAGAGCUCGAUGAAUCAACUGGAGGAGCACGAGAAGGCGUACGACGUGCCGAUGAUGAGGAUAUUCGCGCUCAACAAGCCGGAAUGGCCUUUCAAUAUAAUCGGUUGCCUGGCCGCGGCUAUGGUGGGCGCGUCGUUCCCCGCGUUCGCCGUCCUCUUCGGUGAAGUGUACUACGUGCUGGGUCUCCAGGACGAGGACGAGGUUCGCCGCGAGACGGUCAAUUUCUCGAUCCUGUUCCUGGUGGUGGGCGUGGUGACCGGUGUGGGGACCUUCCUGCAGAUGUACAUGUUCGGUUUGGCCGGGGUUCGAAUGACAACCAGGCUCAGGAGCACGACGUUCUCCGCGAUGUUGAGGCAGGAGAUGGGCUGGUACGACGAGGACACGAACAGCGUGGGUGCUCUGUGCGCCAGGCUGUCCUCCGACGCGGGUGCUGUCCAGGGCGCGACGGGAACGCGAAUCGGGGCGAUUCUUCAAGCAUUGUCGACGCUGGUCCUCGGCAUCGGGCUGUCCAUGUACUACACGUGGAAGAUGACGCUGGUAUCCGUGGUCUCGAUACCCCUGGUGCUCGGCGCGGUGUUCUUCGAGGCGAGGGUGAUGAGCGGGCAGGGCUUGCAAGAGAAGAAGAAGAUGGAGGCGGCGACGAGGAUCGCCAUCGAGGCGAUAUCCAACAUAAGAACGGUGGCCAGUCUGGGCAAAGAGGAGGCGUUCUUGAAACGUUACUGCGUGGAGUUGGAGCACGUGGCCCAGGCGACCAGGAUCAGGAACAGGCUCAGAGGAUUGGUGUUCUCGUGCGGUCAGACCACGCCGUUCUUCGGCUACGCUCUCAGUUUGUACUAUGGCGGGGCCCUGGUGGCCACCGAGGGUCUCAGCUACCAGAACGUCAUCAAGGUGUCCGAGGCUCUCAUCUUCGGGUCCUGGAUGUUGGGACAGGCGUUGGCCUUCGCGCCAAACUUCAACACGGCCAAGAUUUCCGCCGGAAGGAUAUUCCAGCUGCUGGACAGGGUGCCGGAAAUCACCUCGCCGCCGGGAUCGGAAGACAAAGAUCUGGACUGGAAAGCGGACGGUCUGAUUCAAUUCUCAAAAGUGGAGUUCCACUAUCCGACGCGGUCGGAGAUGCCGAUUCUGCAGGGUCUGAAUCUAAUAGUGAAGCCCGGACAGAUGGUCGCGUUGGUUGGUCAAAGCGGAUGCGGUAAGUCCACUUGCAUCCAGCUGCUUCAACGGCUGUACGAUCCGAUCUCCGGCACCGUGACGAUGGACCGUCGAGACAUCUCCUCGGUCUCCUUGCGUAAUCUACGUUGCCAACUCGGCGUGGUCGGCCAGGAGCCCGUCCUAUUCGACAGGACGAUCGCGGAGAAUAUCAUGUACGGCGACAACUUCCGGAAAGUGCCGAUGGACGAGGUCAUAGAAGCCGCCAAGAAGUCGAACAUCCACAGCUUCGUCAGCUCUCUACCACUAGGGUACGAUACUAGGUUAGGAUCUAAGGGUACGCAGCUGUCCGGAGGGCAGAAGCAGAGAAUAGCGAUAGCACGAGCUUUGGUCAGGAAUCCCCGUGUCCUGCUCCUGGACGAGGCCACAUCUGCGCUUGACACUCAGAGCGAGAAGGUCGUGCAAGCGGCCCUGGACAAGGCCAUGGAGGGCAGAACGUGCAUCACCAUAGCGCAUCGUCUGGCCACUAUAAGGAACGCGGACGUGAUCUGCGUGCUGGAGAAGGGAACCGUCGCGGAGAUGGGCACCCACGACGAUCUAAUAGCCGCCGACGGGCUCUACGCUCAUCUGCACGCUCUUCAAGAGGCCGCGAUGGAGUAAAAUCGAGAACCACGAUGCGCGUACGGGGGUGGUCACGUGAACGGGACUAUACGAGAAAACCAGAAAUUUCCAGAAACAAAUUUCUUCGAGGCGUUAACACCCCCCCGUUCGAGGACUUUAUCAACGAGUCGCGAAAGAAGUGGACAGGAUUCCAAUGUAAUCAGCCCCUGGACACUUCAUCCCCCGGUUUCUACUUCCCACGAGGCUGCAAAUUCUGUCGGGGACACGCGGGAUCGUUAUUGCUUCCCCGUUUCUCCCUUACGUAGCAAUCCUCCCUCUGCAAACGACGAAACACGUCGUUUUCUAUAAUGUCCAUCGCUCCAUUCUACCAUUUUCCGCAACGAUUCCCGCUCGGAAAUUCACCCAUUCGCGGAUCGAGCUUCUCCGGAAGCUUUCUCGAGCCAUUGCAAAUUACAGAAAUUUAAUAAAAUUUAUCGCUUCGCUUCGAGUCUCGCGCGAGUUGAAUUUGAUUUGCAAAUGAACAUUUUUUGGUGGAUCGAGGAUACAUAAGAAUGCCUAGCACGCGUCGAGGGUUUUGGAGUCGUGAAAAAUGGAGAGGAUCGAUCCGGGAUAAGACGCGUGAACGGCGACAGGUGUCCCCCAUGACGACGCACCGUCGUCUAACAAUGCCCCAUGAAAGAUGCACGAAUGUUUCUUCCGACAAUAGACGCCCUCAACUCGCCUUACGCUGCUUCUCGCGAAGAUCGCGGAUCCAUGUGCCUUAAUAAUUACGCGAUCUACAGGGGUACAACGAGGCGACGAAAUUGUAAAAAAACGGAAGGAUAGUGUUGCACGCUCGCGGGGAGAACGGAAGUGUCCCGGCGGACGGAUUUCUUUCCCCGAACUUGUGCCUUCGCUUCGAGGUGGGCAGAAUUUAGUCCCGGUCAAAGCAUCGUGCAAUGAUUUAUUCUACUCGUAGUACAGAUCGUUUAUUUUUAAUCGGAGAUUCUUGGUCGAAAUUUCGUAAGCGGACGAGAAUUUUGCCCAUCUCCGCCUUCACUUCAUAUAUUUAGCGAUAAGAUUCCGCCGGUCUCGGGACACGGCGCGAAAAGAUACCGGAAAAUUUCGCGAACAAUUCGUUUCUCUUGUUCUAUUCUCCGUUUCGAGUCGACCGUUCCUUUCCCGCGGAAAUUUGGAAUUGAUAAUCGUAGAUUUUCCGACCCUUGAAGUCGUUCUAAGAACACGUUUACGAAGGUAAAUUAAUAUUAAAGUUGCAGAAUAAUUCCCAGCGCGAGUACUUAGCGGAAUUGGUCAUUAAAUUUUUAAUUAUGCUUCGGGCGACGGAUAAAUAAUGUCCCAGUCUCGCCCACCGAGGAUUAAUCACCGACGGUCGCGACCGAUUAACGAAUAAUUCAGCUUUAAUUUCGGUAAUCGACUGACGUGAACGCGUUCGUUCGCGAGGAAGUAAUCUUUGCAUCGAUUUAAUCGUACGCUGUGCGUUCAACGCCCACCCUUUUAUUAGCUUUGCGAUCUGUUUGCUUUGUCGGAAAACGUAUGACGACGAACGCGUCGAUCACGAUCGAAAUCUAAACCCUAUACCAUGGUCGAUCAAUUGGUCGAAUCAUUUUUCUACGAACAUUAUCGAUCGCGUGGUUUCAACGGUGUACUUAAUCGCCUCGAAAACGCGACCCGAAAGCAGACCUCGAUUAAUUAAGCUUUACCGCGACCGAAGCGUGAAAUAGUGCUUUAAUAUCGCCGACAAUACAACGGUAGCCGUAGAACCUUUUAUCCAGGAACAAGCGUUCGCGACUGGUAGCGUUUUAACGCUAUUAUCUCUAGAAUUAAGAUCCAUCGUUCGACGCUGUCUUUUCUGCGCUUCUCGCGAUUCCAGCGAAUCAAACGCGGAACGAAACGAGAGAACAAUCCUCCGAACAGUCGUUCGUCGUCGAUACGAAAUGGAAAAGCGCGUAGAGAAACGGAGAGAUCCUAGUUGUAAACAUUUUGAAAUCGUUACUUAAGACUAAAGGCUGCGGCCAGCGUAACUUAAGGGCAGAGAGAUCUUAAAAUUGCGCGGAUCGAGCAUGGAUCGCUCGUUCCGAACUGUGUGACUUAAACAUACAAAACAACAAAAAAAAAAAAAUAAUAAUAACGUACAGCGUGUUUCAUUAAUUCUACUUUGUCUUUUUUCAUAUAUCAAAAGCGUGUCGAGUUGUAAUUAUACAGCGAUACUAGCCAGUAUAACGACAAACGAGGAAGUAUUAAUUUUUUUUCGUUCUCUUUUUUUUUUUUUCUUGUUACAAGAAAGACGGGGCAGAUCGUACUGCUGUCAUAUACAAAAUAAAUGGAAACAUAGUGGAGAAAAAAAAAA
Colletes gigas is the source of this 6856-nucleotide messenger RNA. It is a transcript of the gene Mdr49, whose product is annotated as multidrug resistance protein homolog 49. The transcript has 15 exons. Gene Ontology annotation, cellular component: membrane. Bases 511 to 4548 code for a protein of 1345 amino acids. The record is from RefSeq and is a predicted model, not a curated record. NCBI's taxonomy places the organism in Eukaryota, Metazoa, Arthropoda, Insecta, Hymenoptera, Colletidae. Gene Ontology annotation, biological process: transmembrane transport. Gene Ontology annotation, molecular function: ATP binding; ABC-type transporter activity; ATP hydrolysis activity.